Molecule: messenger RNA, 1029 nt
Organism: Notothenia coriiceps (black rockcod)
Lineage: Eukaryota; Metazoa; Chordata; Actinopteri; Perciformes; Nototheniidae
Product: olfactory receptor 10J4-like
Exons: 2
Coding region: 1-1029 (342 amino acids)
Biological process (GO): detection of chemical stimulus involved in sensory perception of smell; G protein-coupled receptor signaling pathway
Cellular component (GO): membrane
Molecular function (GO): olfactory receptor activity; odorant binding; G protein-coupled receptor activity
Source: RefSeq, a predicted model, not a curated record
AUGACGGUGACAAACUCUACACAAUAUUUCUCUCUUGGUGCAUACUUUGACACCGGGGUUUUCAAACCCUUAUAUUUCCUGAUCGUUCUGGCUUUGUAUAUUUGUAUCAUAGGUGCCAACGUGUUGCUGAUUGUGGUUAUCUGUGUGAACAGGAGCUUACAUGAACCUAUGUACCUUUUUCUGUGCAGCCUGUUUGUAAAUGAACUGUAUGGUAGUACAGGGUUGUUUCCAUUCCUUCUGGUUCAGAUCCUCUCUGACAUUCACACUGUUUCUGCUCCGCUCUGCUUCCUGCAAAUUUUCUCUGUGUAUACAUAUGCAAAUAUACAAUUUAGUAAUUUAGCCGUUAUGUCUUAUGACAGAUAUCUUGCUAUCUGUCAUCCUCUGCAAUAUAACACACUUAUGACUUCUAAAAAGGUCAUCGUACUGAUAGCUCUAUCAUGGUCAAUACCAUUUAUUGCCAUUUUGAUUUUGAUUUGUUUGACUGCAUCUUUACAGCUGUGUGGGAACAUCAUCAACAAAGUGUACUGUGACAACUACUCUAUUGUUAAACUGGCCUGCUCUGACACUACAGUCAAUAAUGUGUAUGGACUCAUUGUCACUUUCCUUUUAAUUAUAUCUCCCGUAUUUCUAAUCUUUUAUACGUACAUGAAGAUCCUCAGAGUGUGUUUCUCUGGCUCCAAACAGACGAGACAGAAAGCUUUCAGUACCUGCGCACCUCACCUCGCUUCCCUGCUUAAUGUUUCAUGUGGGUGUUGCUUUGAAGUAAUACAGAACAGAUUUGAUAUGGAAUUUGUACCAAAAAUGUUGCGCAUUUUUUUAUCAUUAUACUAUCUUUCAUUCCAGCCAAUCUUCAACCCUGUACUGUAUGGACUGAAUAUGACCAAAAUCCGCAUCAUUGUGUGUCCAGCAGACCUCCUGAACCAACUAAGCACCAGGGAGGAUCAGAUGGAGGCUCCUCUCUUUACUGAGUGUCCCGAGAUAUACAUCUGUCAUGUGACUGUGUGGUUCUGGUACCAACAGCACAAGUGA